GGACAGCGAGAUGAAGUGGCAUCUUUCUCAGGUGUCCCGUGUUCUUGUGUGGUAUAUAGAUAGCUUGUACUCACUGCUGCUCAGAUGGGACCUCGCUCAUGGAGCGGUGACGCACUUACGACGCACAGUUUCCCAGCAUGCAGCAGGAGAUUUGGCUGAGGGCUCUUCUUCAUACCUGCGUGUGCAAUGAGAUCGGCCGCUGCGCAAACACUCCCGACUAGACCGUCCGAACAAGAGCUCAAAAAUGCCUUAUCCAACAGCGUCGCAGGACAGAACCACGUCUCCAACUCCAGCAGACCAGCAGCAGCACAGUGCAGAACAAAGACGUCCACAGACACUUUUAAUUGUAGUUCUUUGCAUCAUCAUGGCGAUAAUCAAGAAAAUGCAGAUAAAUGUGAUAUUGCCGAGGGCACUUGGAAUCUGAACAACCGGGUGAAGGCCUCGAGGAACCAUCAGGAGCUUCGCAUGGAGCUGUUACAGGCCCACAAAAAAGGGCCGCUGGCGUGCUGUAAGCCGGAGCUUCAGAUGGUUCUGGAGAAGAGGAAGAGAGAGCAGACCCAGAGAGAGGAGGGAGAGCAGAGCAGGAGUCCUCUGGAGCAGGUGCUGCUCGAACGCCAGCACAAACAUCAGGAGAUGAUGAAGGAGAAGGAGGAGGAGCAGAGGCUACGUGAGGAGGUGCAGCUCUUGGAGUUCGUCCGAGUGAGACAGAACCUGAGGAAGGUCCGCACAGCUCUACAGAAGAGCCUUCACUCCUGAAUCUGACCAGCGCUGAUCUGACUAAACACAAAUACAGGACACGGUGUUUCAUUAUAUUCAUUAUUUUUGUUAUUAAACUUUUUCACAGUCUGUUACAGUACACUACUUUUCAUUGUGUUCUGUAAUAAUUAAAUAAUGUUUAAAAAACACAUCUUAAAACACCAUUAGCAAUUACUGAUAGGCCCUAAUACUGUAAAACUAUACAAAAUCAGCUGAAAUCAUUCUGUCAUUUUCUUUAACUUUUUUGUUGAGAGUGGAGGCCAGUUUUAUUGUAAAACCCGAAAUGUGAUUAAAUAAAAAACACA
Molecule: messenger RNA, 1061 nt
Organism: Cyprinus carpio (common carp)
Lineage: Eukaryota; Metazoa; Chordata; Actinopteri; Cypriniformes; Cyprinidae
Product: protein FAM107B
Biological process (GO): regulation of actin cytoskeleton organization; actin filament polymerization; actin filament bundle assembly
Cellular component (GO): synapse; stress fiber; neuron projection
Source: RefSeq, a predicted model, not a curated record